CUAGAGACAUACAGACAGUUCAUCUGAAGCUUCUAACGGCUGAAACUCCUCCAAAAUUAGCAAACGCAGCUCACUCUACCGGUCAUUCUCUUCCUUCCUCUAUAACAUGCGCCGGUAGUGCACCUUCCACACCCACCAUUACAAACCCCAAGCUUCGAUAAAACAUCCCUCCGCCUCUGAGCUCUUACCCGCCACCCACCGGCGCAUGUUAGAAUUCCCCCCCUUCCUCUAUAUAAAAAAGAACUGAAACUUCAACGACUCCCUCUAACUGGAAAUGUCUGCCUCCGAAACUCCCGACCGAAAACCGUCGCCGAUUCCAUCUGACCCGAGGCCCUCGGAAUCUGACUUACUCGCCGGAAACCUCACUGAGGGCCCGUCCGACCCCGAGCCGGAAUCUGACGCCCGCGCGUCAUCCAACGUCCCCGACGGAAAAGCCCCAUUCGAAGCUAUGGCGGGCAAAGAAGCAGCAGCAGCAGAAGGAGAAAAACGCCAGGCGAAGAAUUUGUUUGUGAAGUCAGAAAGCGUCGAAGAUCGCUCGCCACCUACUCCUCCGCCUCCGCCGCGGAAAGAUCUGUUUGUGGAAGCAGACGUGAAGCUCGAGCCGGGUCUAGGGGUUGAUAGUUCCGUCGACAGAGGCGUACGGACCCCGCCCGCCGCCGAGGAGGCCUCAGAGGAGCCGAAGAGGGGAUUUGAGCUGGCGGUCGUCCCGUCAUCGACGCCGGAUUGGUUGCCGCCUGGGUGGCUGACGGAGGUCAAGGUCAGGACCUCUGGUGUGACCGCAGGAACGAAAGAUAAGUAUUUUUAUGAUCCUGUUUCACGCCGCCGUUUCCGCUCGAAGAAAGAGGUGUUCAGCUUUCUAGAGACGGGAAAACUUGGAAGAUACAAGUCUAAAACAAAGAUUGGUGAAUCUGAUGCGAACAAUAUGCUGAUAACAAAUACCAACAAUACGCCUAAAACAAAGACUGGUGAAUCCGUUGCAAACAUUACAAAUAAUACACCUUCUCCCAGCUCUAGGCCUCGUAAGCGAGAUCGUUCUAGCUCGAAACAGAAGAAUGCUUCGAGGUUUGAUUUUGUCAACUGUCCAGAAAAGGUGAGAUGGGUUCUUAGCAAUGCUGCUGAAGGGUCAUGGAAGCCCUUCAUCUGUGGCGAGGAGGUGCCGGACUCCAGUGACUCAAAGGAAGCAAAAUGCUUGAAUCUUAUAACAAUGGAAGGUUGGAGCAAAAAUCUGGAGUCUGUUCUUCUGCAGGUCAGUGCAUCCUAUAAAACAUCUCAAUCAAACACCAUAAGAGUACAAAAGGAGGCCUCGAAAGGCAGACGAUGACGAACGAUCAUGAGUUUCUGGAGUUCUUGAAAUCCUUGGAGGAGAACUUUGUAGAAAGGUUUGUCUCUUUAGACAGGUUAGAAAAAAAGAUGGAAUAGUUAAAUGAGUUAUACAAAAUCAAUAAAGGGUUACAUUAUACUGAAA
This is a messenger RNA of Magnolia sinica, 1465 nucleotides long. RefSeq names its product methyl-CpG-binding domain-containing protein 5-like. The record is from RefSeq and is a predicted model, not a curated record. Lineage: Eukaryota; Viridiplantae; Streptophyta; Magnoliopsida; Magnoliales; Magnoliaceae. The transcript has 4 exons. Bases 275 to 1321 code for a protein of 348 amino acids. Gene Ontology annotation, molecular function: DNA binding.